Messenger RNA from Cryptotermes secundus, 665 nucleotides. RefSeq names its product signal recognition particle 19 kDa protein (gene Srp19). The transcript has 4 exons. Bases 159 to 599 code for a protein of 146 amino acids. Gene Ontology annotation, biological process: SRP-dependent cotranslational protein targeting to membrane, signal sequence recognition; SRP-dependent cotranslational protein targeting to membrane. Lineage: Eukaryota; Metazoa; Arthropoda; Insecta; Blattodea; Kalotermitidae. The record is from RefSeq and is a predicted model, not a curated record. Gene Ontology annotation, cellular component: signal recognition particle, endoplasmic reticulum targeting. Gene Ontology annotation, molecular function: 7S RNA binding.
UAAUAUGUAAGAUGGGAAGCGGUAAACGUAGGUUUACUUUGGCCCAUGUUUAAAUUCUAGACCGAAAUAACAUAAAUCCUAUUUCUUUAUUAUUCAUUCCAAAACUACAUAAUGUACACGUAAAAUCCAGUGUCAGAUUAUUCAGUGAAUGCCAAUAAAUGAAUUUGAAAGGAUGCAGAAGGAAGCAGUUAUGGCCUAGUUUGAGAUGGAUUUGUAUUUAUCCAGCAUAUAUAAACAGCAAGAAGACUUUGGCUGAAGGAAGAAGAAUUCCCAAAGACAAGGCAGUUGAAAAUCCAACUCAUCAAGAAAUACGUGAUGUCUUGUCAGCAGCAGGAAUGAAAGUUGGAGUGGAAAAUAAACUGUAUAGUAGAGAGAGGAGCAAGGAGCUUCUGUACCGUGGUCGGAUCAGAAUCCAGUUGAAAUCUGAUGAUGGUACACCACUUAACCCUGCCUUUCCUUCACGUGAUUCUGUGAUGCUGCAUCUUGGGCAGAUGAUUCCUCAAUUGAAAUCCCGGCUCGGAAAACAGGGAAGUUCAGACCCGAGUCAGUCUCAGUCAGGCUCUGGAGCUUCAAAGAAAAAGGGUAAAGGUAGACGGUAAUUAUAUUGUGAUUUGAAGUACUGUAUUGAUAUGAAAAACAAAUAAAGUACUGCUGUUUAAAGCAUA